Molecule: messenger RNA, 762 nt
Organism: Peniophora sp. CBMAI 1063
Lineage: Eukaryota; Fungi; Basidiomycota; Agaricomycetes; Russulales; Peniophoraceae
Source: the annotation of a GenBank genome assembly
AUGUCCCGUGUCGCCCUCGUAACUGGUGCAGCUCGCGGUAUAGGCCGUUCCAUCGCUCUUCGCCUCGCUACAGAUGGACUAGACAUCGCGCUGGUCGACCUCCCAAACUCGCUCGAUGCCCUCAAGGAUGUCGCGGAGGAGGUAUUAAACCUCGGGCGGCGGGCAGCAGUACUUACUGCGGACGUAUCGAUUGAGAAGGAUGUGCAGGAUGCCGUCAAGGAGUGCGUAGAGAAGCUCGGGUCGCUCGACGUCAUGGUUGCAAACGCAGGGAUAUUGGGGCCAGUGAAGGGGAUCCUCGAAACUUCUGUCGAAGACCUCGACAGGGUGUACUCCAUUAACAUCCGCGGCGUGUUUCUAUGCUACAAGCACGCUGCUGUACAGAUGAUCGCUCAAGGUCGUGGUGGACGGAUAAUCGGAGCGUCGUCCGUUGCGGGAAAGCAGGGUUACCCGAUGCUAUUCGGUUACAGUGCGUCCAAAUUUGCCGUGCGCAGUAUGACGCAGACUACCGCCGGAGCGCUUGGAGCGCACAAGAUCACCGUCAACGCGUACGCUCCUGGAACGAUUGCUUCGGAUAUGGGCUCUCUACUCGGUCAAGGCGUGAAGGAUAUUGGGAUGGACCCCGGCUUGAUUGUUCCGCCAAUUGCAGGACAUAUCGGCUCAGGCGAUGAUGUGGCGGGUUUGGUGUCGUACUUGGCCUCGGAUGCUGCGAGCUUCGUCACGGGCCAGACGAUCUCGAUCAACGGAGGAAUGUAUUUCGACUAG